CUCUAUCGUCUCUGCCAGCACCAUCGAUACCAUCUUGCCCCCACAUCCUCAUCGAAAAUACCCUUUGUUUUAUCUCGUCCUUUGUCUUUCCCUCUCCUCCAUUUUAUCCCUUAUCUCUCUUCGGUUUAAUUUCUCCCUCUCUUAUCUCCCACUGCUCUUUCUUUUCUCUUUCCUUUUUUUCUCCAUUUCAAAAUGAGAUUUCCUACAGACUGGGGUGUUCUCAACAUGGACUAUGGUACCCCAUACCUCUUUGGCUUUUCCACUGAAGAUUACGUCGAUUACUCCAUCUUCUUGACUGAUUUACGAAGCGUUUGGGCCGAAACUCUUACCAAUGAGCAACUAACCCAAAAGGCAAAACAAAUUGGCUUUCCCAUCUCCAGUAACAACGACAUCUAUGUCAUCGUCAACCUACUAAAAAACUCCCUACUAAACAAAAACCAAAACUCCUACUACCACUCAGAGUUCCUAAUAAUAAAUGACAGCAACUUGAACAAGAUUCCCAACGAAAUCAGCUUGAUUCUAAAACCAAAGUCUGAACCAGACUUCAGAUGGAACUUUGACUGCAAAAUCCUAUCCAACAUCGACUCAAUAGAGUUCCUAAGAGUCUUUCAGUUCAACAACUUUUCCAUCAUAAACAUUCUCAAAAUGCAAAUCUUCUCUCUCGUCAACCAGCUAAAACAAAAGGAUAACACCAUCCAGUUCCUAAAUGACAUUGUUCUAGAACUAAAUGGCCAAUCAAAACUACAAAACUGGUCUCUCAACCUAAAUAAAUUUGACUACAAUCUCUGGUGUAGCACCAUUCUAUACAACGAUUUCAAAAACUACACUAACCAAUACAGCACCAACACUAACUCCACCACUAACACAACUAACGAUUCAAAUUCAACCUCAAACCUCAACAAUACUCCCUACAUUUGGGACAUAAUAAAAGAAACUGCCUCUACUUACGACUUGUGGAACUUCUCAGGUUUGUACAACGAAGAUUGCAAAUUAUCAAAAUACAAAGACUCAAACUUUAUGGAUCUCAAUCUAAGCAUGAACCUCCAACUUGGUAAUCACACGAACUUUGAUAUCAAUCCCAAUAACAACAUCAACAAUAUCAAAAAUAUUAAUCAAAACAACAACAACAACAACAACAACAACAACAAUAACAAAAACAAAAACAAAAACAGCAACAACAACAACAACAACAGCAACAACAACAACAACAACAGCAACAACGUUACCGAGAACAAUAAUCCAAUCUCUCAAAAUAACAUUAAAUCAGAUACUAACAAAAACAACUCCAAAUCAGACACUAACAUUAACAGCUUUCCCAAUAUCCCAAGCGACCCUUUAAAUGAUAACUACUCAACUGACUCUGAUGAAGACACCUUGGAUGAUCCCUUCAACGACAACUUAUCUUCCCAAUUCAAAAAUAUCAAAAACAUUAACCUUCCAAAUUUACAAAAACUACCUAAUCUACCAAAACUACCAAGUUAUUCUGAAUUGCCUAGAAAUUGUAAUAUUCUUACAAACCCUGAUUACUCUCUUCAAAAAUAUAAACAAAUUUUGUCCCCAAAAAAGAGAAGAAAAAUUGAUCCCCUAAGUUCUGAUCCAAAUCACAAUCCAAAUCACAAUCCAAAUCCAAAUCAGAAUCAGAAUCAUCACCAUAAUGAUGAUAAUACUCACAAUACUAAUGAUAGCACUCUCAGCACUAAUAAUACUAAUAAUACUAUUAAUACAGACUCAAUCAAACCCAAAAGGCUACCCACCCCAAUCACUUCAACCAAAAACAUCAAACUUAGUCCUAUCGAUAACCUAUCUCUAUCCUUCUCAGAAUAUGACAUCGAUAGCCCAAGAAAAAAACAAUCCUUUCAAUUUCCUUCUCCAGUUAAAAAAACAAAGAAGAAAAAAUUUAUCAAUCCAAUAAUAAAAAGAAAACAAAAACUCGCUAAUCAAAAAUUUACUAAUCAAAUUGAUGAAUUUCUUAAAAUCCAAAAUCCAAACUCAAGCUCAAUUGAAAAUGUAAUUGCAAACAUAAAAUCAAAUGCAAAUUCAAGUCCAAGUACAAGUACUGAUACUGAUACUGAUCCUGAUACAAUUGAAAAUCACUCAUCUUUGAAUUUCAAUAUUGCUAAAAAUAAUAACGCCAAUACAAAUAAAAUCAACAAAAACAAUUCAUUAAAUCCAUCAAUUAAAAAAAAUAAAAAUCGUCACGAUUUUAAACUAAAAAAUGAAUAUGAUAAUUAUACUACAACUGAAAAAUUACCAAUACCGAAUGGUGUAAAAAAUCAGCAUUUCUCAGAUGACGAUAAAAAAACCAAUGAAGAUAAAAAUAAUACUCAACUCUUACCUCAACCAAUUAAAAGAGCUCAAACUAUACUAGCCAGAAAAAGAAGAGCAAAUAUUCCAUAUUCGGGCGAAAUAAAAUCUGCUAGGUAUGGAUGAUCUUUUUUUUUGAAUUCUUGAAAGGAAAAUCUUACUUUUUAAUUUUAUUUUGUUUUAAAAUAAAAUUAAAUUGAAUAUUAAUGAAUAUGAUUAUAAUGAAAGCUAUGAUUUUUUUUUUCAUAUUUUUUUCUUAUCAUUUUCUUUUUCUCUUUUAUUUUCUCUUUUGUUUUUGUUUCCAUUGAUAUCGUUAAUUUUCUUCAUAUUAAUUUCUUAUAGAUCUGAUUUUAAAGCUAUUUGUUAAUUUUUAUCAAUUGCUUGAUAUUUGAUUUUUGUUGUUUUCAAUUUUUUAUUGAAAUUA
Molecule: messenger RNA, 2728 nt
Organism: Ascoidea rubescens DSM 1968
Lineage: Eukaryota; Fungi; Ascomycota; Saccharomycetes; Ascoideales; Ascoideaceae
Exons: 1
Coding region: 193-2430 (745 amino acids)
Biological process (GO): double-strand break repair
Cellular component (GO): nucleus
Source: RefSeq, a predicted model, not a curated record